Molecule: messenger RNA, 1105 nt
Organism: Rubroshorea leprosula
Lineage: Eukaryota; Viridiplantae; Streptophyta; Magnoliopsida; Malvales; Dipterocarpaceae
Source: the annotation of a GenBank genome assembly
AAGUUCAAAACCAACAUAUCCAAACAAAUCUUGCAUGGCUUCCUCCUCCACUCAUUUCUUUCUUUUAAGCUUGGUUUUCUUGAUGAUCUCCUUCUUUCAACUAUCCUCACAUCAACAACUGUGUCAUAAGGAUGAGUAUCUUGCUCUUAUGCAAUUCAAAGAUAGCUUUGUCAUUGAUAGGCAAGCAUCUACUUGUCCUAAAAUCAACCUUUGGAAAUCUCAAGGGGUUGAUUGCUGCUCAUGGGAGGGCAUAUGGUGUGACCAGAACACUUCUCAUGUCAUAGGGCUUGAUCUUAGUAGCAGUUGUCUUUUGGGUUCUAUCAAUUCCAGCAGUAGCCUCUUCCGCCUUGGACACCUUCAAUACCUCAACCUUGCACUCAAUGACUUCAAUUUCUCUAAGAUACCACCUGCAGUGGGCAAUCUUUCCAAAUUAACUUAUCUCAAUCUCUCUAGUUCUUUCUUUUCUGGUCAAAUUCCACAUGAAAUUUCAAAACUCUCCAAUUUAGCCAAGCUUGACCUUUCUUUCAAUCUUGAUUAUUCACAUCAAGGAUUGUUAGAACUCAAAAGGCCUAAUUUGAAUAGCCUAGUUCAGAACUUAACCAAGCUAGAAUGGCUUGACCUCUCUUAUGUUGGUAUAAAUUCUCCAAUACCAAAGUCCUCGGCAAAUAUGUCGUCAUUGACACAUCUCCAUUUCGGUCAAUGUGGAUUGCACGGAAAGUUUCCCAUAGACAUUUUUCAACUACCUAAACUUCAAGUCCUUGAUUUGGAGAACAAUUGGGAACUUAGUGGUAGUUUUCCUGAAUUUCACUCUCACAGUCAGCUUAGGGCACUCGAUGUUGGAAACACAACCUUUUCUGGUGAGUUACCUAUCUCAAUAGGAAUGCUUAGCUCUUUAGAAUAUUUAGAUGUUAGUAGUUGUAACCUCUCAGGUUGGGUACCACCUUCAAUUGGGCUCUCUUCCAAGCUCAAUUUCCAAACUCAAGAACCUUGAAUCACUCUAUGUUUACUUCAAUAACUUAAGUGGUAUUGUUGAGUUUGACACAUUUCUUGAACUCAAAUCCCUUAAAUAUUUGGAAUUAGGCUUUAAUAAUUUCUCAUUAGUAAU